Messenger RNA from Candidula unifasciata, 2981 nucleotides. NCBI's taxonomy places the organism in Eukaryota, Metazoa, Mollusca, Gastropoda, Stylommatophora, Geomitridae. The record is from the annotation of a GenBank genome assembly.
AUGAAAAUGGUAACAUUAGCAGAACAGGCCGAGAAAUUGCUGGAUUUCAGCCAGAAGCUCGAUAUUCAACUACUUGACAACAUCGUGUCUUGCAUGUACACUGCUGAUGGCCAACAGCAACGAAUGGCCCAGGAAGUGUUGACGGCACUCAAGGAACAUGCUGAUGCUUGGACUCGGGUGGACACAAUUCUGGAGUAUUCCAGCAACCAACAGACCAAAUAUUACGCUCUCCAGAUUUUAGAAAAUGUGAUCAGAACUCGGUGGAAGGUUUUGCCAAGAGAGCAGUGUGAAGGCAUCAAAAAGUACAUUGUUGGUUUAAUCAUCAAGACUUCAUCAGAUGCAGUCUUGUUGGAAAGCGAGAGGGUCUAUCUUGGGAAGCUAAACAUGAUCCUAGUUCAGAUUCUGAAAUAUGAAUGGCCAAGGAACUGGCCUACCUUCAUUAGCGAUAUUAUUGGGGCCAGUAAAACGAAUGAAUCACUUUGCCAGAACAACAUGACCAUACUGAAGCUGCUGAGCGAGGAAGUGUUUGACUUCUCCACUGGCCAGAUGACACAGGCUAAAGCCAAGCAUCUCAAAGAUACCAUGUGCAGUGAGUUCUCCCAGAUCUUUCAGCUGUGUCAGUUUGUCAUGGAUAAUAGUCAGAAUGCGCCCCUUGUUGGUGCCACGCUGGAAACUUUACUCCGAUUCCUAAACUGGAUUCCCCUUGGCUACAUCUUUGAGACAAAACUGAUUACUACUCUCAUUUAUAAGUUUCUCAAUGUUCCACUGUUCAGAAAUGUCACAAUGAAGUGUCUAACAGAAAUCGCUGGAGUCCAGGCAUCUCAAAGCUAUGGGGAACAGUUCCUACAGCUAUUUACUCUAGGAAUGACCCAGUUGAAUCAGAUGCUUCCACUGCAAACAAACAUCAAAGUGGCCUACCAGGGAGGCACAGACGAUGAACAGAACUUCAUCCAGAACCUCAGCCUGUUUUUGUGCACUUUCCUGAAGGAACACGCACAGCUGGUGGAGACAAAGCCAGAACUGCAUCCACUUCUCAAGGAGGCGUUGCACUACCUUAUUCUGAUUUCACACGUUGAAGAGGUUGAAAUUUUCAAAAUCUGCCUGGAAUACUGGAAUCAUCUUUCAUCAGAACUCUACAGAGAAAACCCAUUUUCAGACUCACCCUCGCAGCCUCUCAUAUUUUCAGUAUUACGAACACAUAACCAAGAAGUACCAGUUCGAAGACAGCUUUAUAACCCCAUACUAUCAAAGCUCCGUUUGGUGAUGAUUUCUCGUAUGGCGAAGCCCGAGGAGGUGCUCGUGGUAGAGAACGAUCAGGGGGAAGUUGUCAGAGAGUUCAUGAAGGACACCGACUCAAUUAACCUUUACAAGAACAUGAGGGAGACUCUAGUUUACCUGACCCAUCUGGACUACACUGACACAGAAAACAUCAUGACAGAAAAACUACACAAUCAGGUCAACGGCACCGAGUGGUCAUGGAAAAAUUUGAACACAAUUUGUUGGGCGAUUGGAUCUAUCAGUGGAGCCAUGCAUGAGGACGAUGAGAAACGAUUUCUAGUCACAGUUAUCAAGGAUUUGCUGGGCUUGUGUGAGCAGAAACGAGGCAAGGACAACAAAGCUAUCAUCGCCUCAAACAUCAUGUACGUGGUUGGGCAGUACCCACGCUUCCUGAGAGCUCACUGGAGAUUUCUGAAGACUGUAGUCAACAAACUAUUUGAGUUUAUGCAUGAAACUCAUGACGGUGUACAAGACAUGGCUUGUGAUACUUUCAUCAAGAUAGCCCAGAAGUGCCGACGGCAUUUUGUGCAGGUUCAAGUGGGAGAGGUGAUGCCCUUCAUUGAAGAAAUCCUCAACGGAAUCAACACUAUCAUCUGUGACCUCCAGCCUCAACAGGUGCACACAUUCUAUGAAGCAGUGGGUUUGAUGAUUGGGGCACAGGUGGACCAGCUUGCCCAGGAACAUCUCAUUGAGCGGUAUAUGCUGUUGCCUAAUCAGGUCUGGGAUGGAAUCAUCAACCAGGCCACACACAAUGUCCAGGUACUCAAAGAUCCAGAAGCUGUCAAGCAGCUGGCAAAUAUACUCAAGACCAACGUUAGGGCUUGUAAAGCCUUGGGACACCCGUAUGUUGUCCAGCUGGGCCGUAUUUAUCUUGAUAUGCUCAAUGUCUACAAGGUGAUGAGUGAGAACAUCAGCAGUGCCAUCGCCACCAACGGAGAAAGCGUCACCAAACAACCUCUGAUCAGAUCCAUGAGAACUGUGAAGAAGGAGACGCUAAAGCUCAUUUCUGGAUGGGUGAAUCGUUCUACAGAUCCUCAGAUGGUUGCAGACAAUUUUAUCAUGCCACUGCUGGAGGCAGUGUUGCUGGACUACCAGAGAAAUGUGCCCGCAGCCAGAGAGCCCGAAGUAUUAAGUACCAUGGCAACUAUUGUAAAUAGUCUCAAGUCCCACAUCACCAAAGAUAUCCCCCAGAUUUUCGAUGCUGUGUUUGAGUGUACGUUAACUAUGAUCAAUAAAGACUUUGAAGAAUUUCCCGAACACAGGACCAAUUUUUUCUUGCUGCUUCAGGCGGUCACACAGCACAGCUUCCAAGCGUUGCUGAACAUACCCCCUGCCCAGUUCAAACUGGUGCUGGACUCCAUUAUCUGGGCGUUCAAGCACACGAUGCGCAACGUGGCAGACACUGGCCUGGAGAUCCUCUACGUGCUGCUACAGAACAUGUCCAGGGAGGAGGCCACUGCCCAGAGUUUCUACCAGACCUAUCUGACGGACAUCUUGCAGCAUUUGUUUUCUGUCAUCACAGACAGCUCUCACACAGCAGGUCUGACAAUGCAAGCCACAAUUCUAGCCUACAUAUUUAAUCUUCUGGAGCAUGGGAGGAUCACAGUUGCCUUGAGUCCCAACAUGGCCACAGCACAGAAUAUUGUCUUUGUGCAGGAAUUCUUACUCUCGCUCCUGAAAACAGCAUUUCCUCAUCUCAGUGA